CUACGGGCCUUGAACACCGAGGAGCGCCAGUCCCGCCUCCUUAUCCAGAAGAAAAAUGGAGUCAGACAUCUCACAAGCCUUCCAGGAAGAACUCACAUGCUUCAUCUGCCUGAACUACCUUACAGGCCCAGUCACCAUAAGCUGUGGACACAGCUUCUGCCGGCACUGUCUCUGCCUUUCCUGGGAGAAUAUCCAGCCUCCUGUCCAUUGCCCUGUAUGUAAGGAACCAUCCCAGCAGAAGGACCUCAGAACUGACCACCUUCUGAAGGAGCUGGUGUCCAUUUCCAGACAAGCCAGCCUCAGGAAGUGCCUGAGCUCUGAGGAGAACCUGUGUGUGACCCACAAAGAGACAAAGAGGAUCUUCUGUCAAGAGGACAGGCUCCUGCUCUGUCAACUCUGCUCCAACUCUGAGGAGCAUGAAGGUCACACACUCUGUCCCACUGAAGCAGCUGUUGAGAAGCAGAGGGAGAAACUACUAGAGCAAAUGACAUGCUUAUGGGAAAAGAUCCAAGAAAAUCAGAGGCAUCUAAAUGAAGAGAAGAAAAUAAUCCUGGCUUGGAUGGGCUAUGUGCCUCUACGAGAAGUGUUGGUCAGGACAGAAUAUCGGAAACUGCAUCCAGUCAUCCUUGAGGAAGAAAUGCAACAUGUAGAGAGUCUGAAAAAUGAAGGCCAAAGUAUUUUAGAGAAACUACAGAAAAGCACAGCCAUAAUGGUACGAAAGAGGAAUCAACUAAGAGAAACAUACCAGGAACUGGCAGCAAGGUGCCAGGGGACGCACAUGGAGCUACUCCAGGAUUUGAGAGAAAUAUUGACAAGGAGUGAGUCAGUGCAGCAGUCCAUGCCCCAGCCUAUGAAACUAGCACUCAGUGCCCAGCCCAUCACAGGACUAGUCCACAGAUCCAACCAUUUCCGAGUGGAAAUUUUCUUUGAAAAUGAAAUCAUGAUCCAUUACAAGAUGAACCUAUUUAAUGAGGUGAGACGAUUCAGCUUUCCACAUCAACUUCAGGACGCAUCUGUGAAUUCUGAUGGAUGCUACUCUGUUUUCUGGGGAACCCAGAGCUUCAGUUAUGGGAAACAUUAUUGGGAACUGUUUGUAUGUGACUCUUGGGACUGGGCUAUAGGGGUCUGUAAAGAUUCCCAGUUAACCAAGUGUGGCCCACUGAUUGAACUGAAGGAUGUGUUCCUUCUUGUAUUUGUGAAGGAGGGUGACUAUUACAGCCUCCUGACCACCUCCCCAUCACUUCUUCAUUAUGUAGAGAUACCACUGGGCCAAAUCGGUGUGCUCCUUGAUUGUGACCUUGGAAGUGUGAGCUUCUUGAAUGUGGCCAAGAAUUCCCUCAUAUGGAAGUACCCUACUGGUGCCUUCAAUUUCCCUGUCAGACCUUUCUUCUCCAUUGGCCACGCAUGAUGGGGAUAGGCUGUAUGCUAAGUCAUCCAUAACUCAGGGAGCCUGUCUCAAUUGAAG
This is a messenger RNA of Nannospalax galili (Upper Galilee mountains blind mole rat), 1465 nucleotides long. RefSeq names its product tripartite motif-containing protein 43-like. The transcript has 7 exons. Gene Ontology annotation, molecular function: protein binding; zinc ion binding. The coding region runs from base 56 to 1408 and encodes 450 amino acids. NCBI's taxonomy places the organism in Eukaryota, Metazoa, Chordata, Mammalia, Rodentia, Spalacidae. The record is from RefSeq and is a predicted model, not a curated record.